This is a messenger RNA of Nyctereutes procyonoides (raccoon dog), 2786 nucleotides long. It is a transcript of the gene ANKZF1, whose product is annotated as ankyrin repeat and zinc finger peptidyl tRNA hydrolase 1. The record is from RefSeq and is a predicted model, not a curated record. The transcript has 13 exons. Lineage: Eukaryota; Metazoa; Chordata; Mammalia; Carnivora; Canidae. Gene Ontology annotation, molecular function: protein binding. The coding region runs from base 413 to 2578 and encodes 721 amino acids.
CCCUCCGCGGCCCCGUAGUGACGAGAUUGUUGUGGUGUUGCAGAAAUCCGGGCUUGGAAUCGUGGACGUCUGUGCCGCUCGGCUGCCCGGGACCUUUGGUGCAGCUUCUGGGGGCGGCGGCGAGUCCACGCGGCUUAGCCCUUGCUGGAGCUCGUCGCACGGGUAACGAGGAGCGGUCGAUGGGGGAGCCUCAGCUCUCUCGGACUCGAUGUGGGAGCCGGAUGCUUCUUCCCCCUUGAGAAACCGGGCAGGGGUCACGUAUUAACCCCGAGAGCGGACUGGGUGCCCCGCGGCGUGGAGGAGGCCGAGUCAGGCCGCCGGGCGGUAGGAUCGCACCCUGGGGGGCUCCGUUCUUACCCCCCCACAUCCCCUUCUGCUCCAGGAGCUGCUCCCACAUAAUUUCUGCCCAGCCAUGUCGCCGGUUUCAGCUGCAGCCCGGGUUCCUGCCUUGGUCUCCCUGUUUGACCUCAACGUGGAUGCUCCGGUCUGUCAGGGCCUGAGCUUGGUGAGCCACCCAUCGGAGGCGGCUCCGGCCCAGGCUCUGCGGACUUCCUGUCCAGGUUCAGCAAGCCCAGAAAGAAAACUACCCCAGGGUCUCCUGGAUAUUUCAGAGAAGUUAUUUUGUUCCACUUGUGACCAGACCUUCCAGAACCACCAGGAACAGAGGGAACAUUAUAAACUUGACUGGCAUCGGUUUAACCUAAAGCAGCGUCUCAAGGACAAGCCUCUCCUGUCUGCCCUGGAUUUUGAAAAGCAGAGCUCCACAGGAGAUCUUUCCAGCAUUUCAGGAUCAGAAGACUCAGACUCAGCCAGUGAGGAGGACUUGCAGAUACCAGAAGAGGAGAGGGCUGAAUUUGAGAAGCCCAGCAGACCCCAAGGCUUCCACCCACAUCGGGUUCUUUUCCAAAACGCCCAGGGCCAGUUUCUUUAUGCCUAUCGCUGUGUGCUAGGCCCUCGCCAGGUACCACCAGAAGAACCAGAACUGCUGCUACAGAACCUGCAGAACGGAGGUCCCAGAUCCUAUGUGGUGCUCAUGGCUGCAGCUGGGCACUUUGCUGGCGCCAUUUUCCAAGGAAGAGACGUGGUGACACACAAAACCUUUCACCGCUACACAGUGCGGGCCAAGCGGGGCACAGCCCAGGGAAUUCGCGAUGCCCGGGGUGGGGCUUCUCGGUCUGCCGGAGCCAACCUGAGGCGCUAUAAUGAAGCCACAUUAUACAAGGAUGUUCGUGACUUGCUGGCAGGGCCAGGCUGGGCUAAAGCACUGGAGGAGGCUGGGACAAUACUGCUGCGUGCCCCCCACUCUGGCCGGGCCCUGUUCUUCAGAGGCCAUGGUGCACCCCUGCAACGAGGGGACCCCCGACUUUGGGAUAUCCCCCUUGCUACCCGCAGACCUACCUUCAGAGAGCUACAGCGUGUGUUCCAUAAGCUGACCACCUUGCAUGUCCAUGGAGAAGACCCCCGGGAGACAGCCAGGUUGGACUCACCUCAAGCACAUAGGAAGACAAUGAGAGUGGGGAAGAAGGCUCUCGAGGCAGAAAGAAAGGUCUCCAGUGAUGAAAAUGAGACACUUGGGCAGAAUGAGGAAUCUCCCAAACAGGGUUCAGGGUCGGAGGGAGAGGACAGCUUCCAGGUGGAGCUGGAGCUAGUAGAAUUGACAGUAGGGACCCUGGAUCUUCGUGAGUUUGAGGUAUUGCCAAAGCGGAGAAGGAGAAAAAGGAAUAAGAAGGAGAGAAGCCAGGACCUGGAAGCCGGGGUGCAUGUGACUCUUCCCCAGCAACCUCAAGGAAAUGAGGCCUUCUCACAGUCCGCCCAGGCACAUGCAGCCCCUUUGGGGCCUUCCCUGGAUGAGGCCAAGACCCCUGAUCAGUCAGAGCUCUGGGACAUGCUUCUGGCUGCUUGCAGAGCUGGAGAUGUUGGGAUAUUGAAACUCCAGCUAGCUGCUGGCCCCACAGACCCUGGAGUUCUGUCUCUGCUCAGUGCCCCCUUGGGCUCCAAUGGCUUCACCCUCCUGCAUGCAGCAGCUGCAGCUGGGAGAGGCUCAGUGGUUCGCCUGCUGCUGGAGGCAGGUGCCGACCCCACUGUACAGGACUCCCGGGCCCGGCCACCAUAUACAGUUGCAGCUGACAAGUCAACGCGUAAUGAGUUCCGAAGGUUCAUGGAGAAGAAUCCAGAUGCUUACGAUUACAGCAAGGCUCAGGUGCCAGGGCCACUGACGCCAGAAAUGGAGGCACGGCAGGCUAUGCGGAAAAGGGAGCAGAAGGCUGCCCGGCGGCAAAGGGAGGAACAGCAGCGGAAGCAGCGGGAGCAGGAGGAGAGGGAGCAAGAAGAGCAGCGGCAAUUUGCUGCCCUCAGCGAUCGUGAGAAGAGAGCUCUGGCCGCAGAGCGCAGGCUGGCUGCCCAGCUGGGAGUCUCCACCCCGCAGACGCCCAAUCCUGCAACCCUUUGUGCUCAGCGCUGCUGGAGUUGUGGGACAUCCCUCCAAGGCCUCAUUCCCUUUCACUAUCUUGACUUCUCUUUCUGCUCCACACGCUGCCUCCGGGAUCACCGCUGCCAGGCUGCCAAGCCCUCUUCCUGACCUCUUUACAGCUGCACCUGGGCCAACUCUGGGCCCUGAGAGGGUGCAUUCACAGUAGCCCUAGGUUUCUUCUUUCCCGUGAAACCGGAGUAUUUGGAAGAUUAAGAAGGACACUCAGGAACCAGGGCAAAGACAGGGCCACAGAGGGUGUGGAGCUGGUACUGUCUCUGGAACUUUAAUCGUAAUAAAGUUUGGCAAGGAAACUGCA